CUGUCUGUAAUCGGACACCUCUCCUUCUCCCUCUCUGGGCAGACUCCAACUGCUGCUUUCCCUGGUUAGUUCCCUUCGGGUUCUGGAAGUUGUUACCCGGACAUGUCGGCCUCACCGGACCAUGGAGACGGGCUCUCUGUGGAGGACCAGAGGAGGCGGAACGCGGCGCAGACCUUCCGCGGGGAUCUGUACUCAGUCCGGAUGGAUCCCAGCCGGACCCGAACACGCACUCCAAGCGAAGCGGGACUGCAGCGAACCCAAGAGCCGGCGGUCCCAGCUCCUCAGUUGGACGACUGCGAGAGGAUGGGGACUCUGUUUGGGAUGAUCAACAAGUGCCUGCGGGGCGUGGGCUUCAACCAGGUCUACUUCGGGGACCGGACAGUGGAGCCAGUGGUGGUGCUGGUCUUCUGGGUUCUGCUCUGGUUCCUGGGUUUCCAGGCUUUGGGAUUGGUGGGAACUCUGUGCAUCAUCAUCAUCUACAUCCAGAAGUGAUGAUCCGAGUGGAGCUGCUUGGUCCUCCGGUGCAGACUGGUUUCAUGCUGACGGCAGGUCGUAGUCAGAUAUUUUGUGGAGCAUCACUAGUGGACGUUUGAAGUUAGUUAAGGUGGAAAUAAACCCUCAUCUGCGAACGUUUGGGUUUCCUCCUGGACAAUCAAAUGGAGCUGUUAUUUCCUGCUUUAAUUAUAAUAAUAGAAGCUCUGUGCAUUAACAGCCAAAGAUGAUAAUUUCCUCCAAA
Molecule: messenger RNA, 736 nt
Organism: Poecilia reticulata (guppy)
Lineage: Eukaryota; Metazoa; Chordata; Actinopteri; Cyprinodontiformes; Poeciliidae
Gene: fam241a
Product: family with sequence similarity 241 member A
Cellular component (GO): intracellular membrane-bounded organelle
Source: RefSeq, a predicted model, not a curated record